Messenger RNA from Chara braunii, 2455 nucleotides. The record is from the annotation of a GenBank genome assembly. NCBI's taxonomy places the organism in Eukaryota, Viridiplantae, Streptophyta, Charophyceae, Charales, Characeae.
GAGAAAGGAGAGCCAUUCCGUGCUGCUACACCAUUACUUUCCGUUCCGUUCCGUUAUCAUGGAUACCGCCGCUGUCGUCAAUGUAUUUGAAUCGUUCUGGGAGAACCUGGACCGUUUAAUCGUCCUUAUUCCUAGCUUGAUAGUAAUGAUAUUUGUGUCUUAUCUUCUCGUGUUCGCAUUUCACACUUGCAAUCUGGUGUUCCUAAGUUAUAAGAGCAAGGGGGCCAAAGGAAGAGAGCGCCGCAGCUGCCAAUUGGAGGAGGAGCCACGAGGAGUAGGAGUAGGAGGAGGAGGAGGAGGAGGGGGAGGAAAAAGAGGAGGAGGAGAAAAAGGAGUGGGGCAAAACGACGAAAUGACCAAAGGAGAGGUUGAAGAUCGCCACCGGGAUUGUCAGCAGUCUAGAAGCGAGUUGAUGGGUCAGCUGCAGCAGGAGGAUGAACUGCCGCCACAUGGCGCCGCCUCCGACGACGACGCCGUCGAUGUCAUCGUCGUUGGCGCUGGCCUUGCCGGCUCUGCCUUAGCGUUCACACUUGGCAAGCAAGGUCGACGCGUGCUUCUGCUGGAAAGAGACUUGUCAGAACCAGAUAGAAUAGUCGGGGAACUGCUUCAGCCUGGAGGCUACCUGAAGCUGAAAGAACUGGGCAUGGAGGACAGCGUGGAAGGGAUCGAUUCCCAAAUGGUGUAUGGGUAUGCGCUCCUCAAAGACGGCCGUGAAGCUAAAGUAGGCUACCCUCUGCCAAGAGAGACUUAUGGGAAAGACGUUGCGGGUAGGAGCUUCCAUCACGGGCGGUUCAUUCAGAGAUUACGAGCAAAGGCUGCAUCUGUGCCGUUAGUCACCGUUAAGGAAGCCACCGUUACCUCGCUGAUCGAGGACGAAGGGGGUGCUGUGAGGGGUGUGAAAUUCCGCACUGGCAGGGCCGCCUCCUCUUCGGGCCAGGAAGAGGAGGCCCUCGCCCCCCUCACCGUCAUUUGCGAUGGGUGUUUUUCUAGGUUCCGUAAGACCUUGUCCAGUGGCAAGGUCGACAGCACCUCCUGCUUUGUGGGGAUGGUACUGCAAAACUGCCACUUGCCGGUCCCGAACUAUGGUCACGUGGUCAUUGUGAAUCCGUCUCCUAUUCUGUUUUAUCCCAUCAGCAGCACGGAGGUGAGGUGUUUGGUUGAUGUCCCGGGUACCAAAGUCCCAUCCAUCCACACUGGGGAAAUGGCAGAGCACCUGAAGACCCAAGUUCUCCCUCAGCUACCUGCCAAGCUUGCGAAACCCUUCUUGGAGGCCGUCGAAAGGGGUCAUAUUAGAUCUAUGCCGAAUAGCACCUUACCGGCUGCGCCUUUGCCCCGGGCCGGUGUCCUUCUGAUGGGGGACGCAUUUAAUAUGAGACACCCCUUGACUGGGGGUGGGAUGACGGUGGCGCUGUCCGAUAUAGCCCUCCUUAGAGAUAUGCUGAGGCCUCUGCCGACGUUCGGCGACGUGUCUGCGAUCACCGACUAUUUGCAAGCCUUCUAUACGAGAAGGAAACCCAUGGCGGCCACCAUCAACACCUUGGCCUUGGCUCUGUACAAAGUAUUCUGCGCGUCGCAGGAUGCCGCCAUGCUCCAGAUGAGAGAAGCCUGCUUCGGCUACCUGAGCUUGGGAGGGGUUUUCUCUGCAGGUACUAUCGCCCUGCUCUCGGGACUGAACCCGCGGCCGCUAAGCUUGGUCUUUCACUUCUUUGCAGUGGCACUGUAUGGUGUUGGGCGCCUUUGCUUCCCUCUCCCAUCCAUUCACCACCUCGGGAUAGGCAUGCGAUUGAUCAAAGGAGCCUCUAACAUCAUAUUACCCAUCAUCAAGGCUGAAGGCGUGAGGCAGAUGUUUUUCCCAACCACGCUGCCUGCGUACUACAAGGAACCUCCCUCCCCCUGAUUUGACUGUUACACAGAGAGAGAGAGGCAGAGAAGGGGUGGGGGGGGGUGGUGGUGAGGCAGCGGGGGGAGAACCAAAAGAAAAAUAGAGGACAUGUGUGUGUGUGUGUGUGGGUGUGUGGGUGUGUGUGGGUGUGUGUGUGUGUGUGUGUGAGAGAGAGAGAGAGAGAGAGAGAGAGGGCCAGCGGGUGGGGAACCAAAAGAAAAAAUAGAGGAAGCGAUGUUUGUGUGUGCGUAAGAGAGAGAGAGAGAGAGAGAGAGAGAGAGAGGGCCAGGGGGUGGGGAACCAAAAGAAAAAAUAGAGGAAGCGAUGUUUGUGUGUGCGUAAGAGAGAGAGAGAGAGAGAGAGAGAGAGACCUCUUAAGUUUGUGGGGGAUAUCAAGGUGAGUGAGGGCAGUGGUGCCUGCACAAAGUAUGCGAACAGGAUGGGAGCAAGAAAUAGGGGAAGGCAAUCACUCGCCCUUACACUGCCUCUCUGCAGGAUGGUUCCCCGUUCCCAGUUGGUCUCAGUAGACAUGUCUUUUCACUACACUAUCCUCUGCAAUUCCCUAGGAGUCUA